AUGAUUUUUUUUUCAGAAACUGGAAAGCGAUCUACCGGUUCAACAUCAAUCGAAUGUAAAUCUGAAGGUGAAUUCAGAUGUCAAAAUGGGGAAUGUAUCAGUGAGGAAAAGAAAUGUAAUAGAAAAUAUGAUUGUGCUGAUGGAUCAGAUGAAACAAUUUGUGAAUAUUAUCUUGCUGUAAAAAAAUAUCAUGAAGAACAUGGUCAACAACAAAAUCGUCGAGAAGAGCCAACUACAACUACAACUACAACUACAACCACAACAACUACUACUACAACAACAGAAGCACCAAGAAGGUCACAAAAAUUAGAAGGACAAACUGAUGAAAUUGUUUGCACAGAUCAAGAGUUUAUGUAAGUUGGAUUUCAGCAAAGCAAAUAUUUAUUUUUUGGAACGUUUUAAAAUUGAUUGUUGAAAUUGGAUAUUCGCCACGCGGUUUCUUGUGAAAUAAUUUUGAUAUUAUAUUUGAAUUCUCCACAUAUGUUUUCGGCUUCUAAAUUUUUUAGAUUUUUAAUUUCCACCUGCUACCAUUUAAUUCAAAAUGUUGAUAUGGUCACGUUUUUGUGUGUCGGAUUAGAAUCUUGAGAAUCCCAUUUUUCAGGUGCCCAUACCUUUCAACUGUAAAAUGUGUGUUCUAUGAUAAACUUUGCGAUGGAAUUGAUGAUUGUGGAGAUAUGUCAGAUGAAGCUGAUUGUGAUUCAAAUGAAGCUGGUGGUUCCACAACUCAAGCUUCUCCAACUCGAGCUCCGCCAACUCACGCUUCUCCAGAAGUUCAAAGACAACAUUCUGAACCAGCUUCUUAUCAUUCAUCUGGAAAUCGAUUCCAACCACUGGGACUUCACUCAUCUGGAUCUGGAUCAAGAUCUCAUUAUACUCCACAUCAACAAGUUCAACAACAACCACAACCACAAAAUGGAAGAUGUUCGGCUGCAGAAUUCGAAUGUAAGAGAGAUUCAAAAUGUAUUGAUAAAUCAUUGGAAUGUAAUCGGAAAUAUGAUUGUGCUGAUGGAUCGGAUGAGACUGAAUGUGGUAAGAUUUUGGGGGAAUUUUUUUGAAAUCUGAAUAAUUUUCAUUUCAGACAUAAAGUUAAGAAAUUUUUGAAUUUCUGUUUCCAGAACUUUUUUUCUUAAACUCUAAAACAUUUGACCUCACUAGAUUUUUUGAUUUUCAAGAUUUUGACCACACGAGAUCCAUUUUUCAAAUUUCCCAAAAACAAUAAUAAAAAUUUAUUACUAAACGUGACCUACUUUUGAUUGUAAUUGACAGGAAAUGUUAAUUAAAUAAGAAAUUAAAAUUUAUUUUUGGGUUUUGCGAAAUAAAAAAAUGGUUUGAAAGUGAGUUGAUCGAAACACAAAAAAAUAAAUCAAAAAAUAAUUUUAGAAUACUUCAAAGCUGCGAUGGCUCAAAGAGAUGCAGAAGCCACAACUGUUUCGACAACAUCCACCCAAUCUUCUCAUCAUCAUCACCAACAAUCUCAUCCAGCUCAACCUUCAUCAGAUGCUCAAUAUCACGAAGCUCGCCGUUUGGCUGAAGAAGAACAUCGUCGUCGAACUGAAGAAUAUCAUCGUCAACUUCAACAACAUCAACAACAACAGCAACAAGCAAAUUAUGAAACAAGUAAUGAAGUAUCAUUUCAAGAUGAAUAUUCGGCUGAUGAUAAUUCAGAUGGUUGUUUGGAGCAUGAAUUCCAAUGUGCAAUUGGAGAAUGUAUUGACAAGUUAGUUGAAGAAACAUUUUAUCGAAAUUAAAAUAAUUGAACAUUUGUAAUUUAUAAACUCAAAAUUUUCAUUUCCUACAUUUUGAAAAAUUCUGAGAGAAAUUAUUCCUACAAAGUUUGACAUGAGCAAUUCUAUUUUUCAAAUAAAAAGAAAAAUAUGGGCAGUGCCAAUUUUUGUAAAUUAAAAAAUAAAACUUUUAUUUCAACUAAACCCAAUUUUUUUCUAUAAAUUUGAACAUUUUCCAGACGUCGUGUUUGUGAUACUCGUCCAGAUUGUCUUGAUGCUUCAGAUGAAAGAAAUUGCGCAGAUCGAGCUCAACCACAUCAUAUUCAACUUCCUCAAAGUUAG
Molecule: messenger RNA, 2066 nt
Organism: Caenorhabditis angaria
Lineage: Eukaryota; Metazoa; Nematoda; Chromadorea; Rhabditida; Rhabditidae
Source: the annotation of a GenBank genome assembly